GCCAGUUAGCACGAAACAGGCGUCCAAGAUGCCAAUAAUAAAACCGCUUCUGGUCGCACUCUUAUUAAUCAAUUCGGCGCGGUCGCAACAAAACAACGUUUCGAUCAUUAUUAUCGGGGCGGGAUCAUCAGGAAUCGCCGCUGCCACCAAACUAAUAAAGAACAACUUCACCAACAUCCAGAUAUUGGAAGCGGAAGACCGGAUCGGCGGUCGAAUCCAUAGCGUCCGGUUCGGAGACGCUUUUGUAGACCUCGGAGCGGAAUUUUGCCAUGGAGAAUCGGGAAAUGUCGUUUUUUCAAUGGUAAAAGACCUCAAACUCCUAAUGACCCCUAAACCGGAAUACGAGUUAUACUUUAGCGAAACCGGUGACGAUAUCGGAAUCGAUGUGAGCGAAUCCCUUUUCGACUUGGCCCACUCCAUUCAGCACAGGAGGGAACUGAACGGAAGCGAGUGUGACAUUUGCGGCGAUAUAGUCUCAGAAGGAGAGUGUCUGGAUCGAAAUUUUCUAGAAAUGUUGAAUUGUUCCAGAGACAAUUUACGACCAAUACUGGAGCUGUCUUAUGACUGGCUCAGGAGCUACAAGAGCUGCACCGAGAGCUGUUUUAACUUAAACGACGUCAGUUUGAUCUCGAACUAUCGGGAGUGCAAAGGGGAUCAGAUGCUGCAGUGGUGCGGGCACGGGUUCAAAACGAUUUUGGAAGUGAUGAUGCAGACGCACCCCAAUCAAAAGAACGUGGAACCUUUAUUGAUGGAUAUCAAGUUAAAUAAAACUGUGUCCAAGAUAAUUUUGGGUGAAGAUGGGAGUGUGUCGGUGCGUACCGAGGAUGGCGAAGAGUUUUGGGGGGAGCACGUCAUUUUCACUCCCUCCCUGGGGGUUUUAAAGGAUAAACACCAUGACCUGUUUUCGCCUAAAUUAUCAAGUGAUAAGCUGCAAGCGAUUGAUCGCAUCGGUUAUGGAGCAAUUAUAAAGGUCGCCCUGUAUUUUGACUAUAUGUGGUGGCUGAUCCACGGAUCCAGGAUAUGGGGUUGCAUAUGGAGCUCGCAGCACAAUGAGGAGCUAAAACUGGAAAACCUUUUAUGGGUCAAGCAAUUUACGGCCUUCACUGCGGCCCCUAAGAACCUUAAGGUCCUGAUCGCUUGGUUUGCAGGCGAAUCGGUUAAGGAAAUCGAGUAUUUGACCGAUCACGAGCUUCUGCGUGGGAUCAGGUUCAUAUUGAGCAAGUGUUACUUUCGCUACAUGGGAAUCGAUAUGCCUAAGAGGAUUUUACGUUCGAAAUGGUUGCGAAACCCUCAUUUUAAGGGCACUUACUCGUAUGAAUCGAUGAAAGGACUGGGCUAUCCGGAGGUGAGGAGUGAGUUAGGAAGUCCGGUGGUUAGUGAGGAGGGAGUGCCGAGGUUGUUGUUUGCUGGGGAGGCCACGCAUCCCACUAUGUUUGCCACAGUGCACGGGGCAAUUGAGAGUGGAUACAGGGAGGCUGAGAGGUUGAUUCAGUUGUAUGUCAGUGAGGAUAAUUAGGAGUCUUUUAGCAUGUACCUUUUUGAAUAGAAACUUAAAUAAAGACGUUUGGUUGAGUU
Molecule: messenger RNA, 1575 nt
Organism: Anthonomus grandis grandis
Lineage: Eukaryota; Metazoa; Arthropoda; Insecta; Coleoptera; Curculionidae
Product: spermine oxidase-like
Exons: 1
Coding region: 29-1516 (495 amino acids)
Molecular function (GO): polyamine oxidase activity
Source: RefSeq, a predicted model, not a curated record